Molecule: messenger RNA, 1509 nt
Organism: Rhipicephalus sanguineus (brown dog tick)
Lineage: Eukaryota; Metazoa; Arthropoda; Arachnida; Ixodida; Ixodidae
Product: eukaryotic translation initiation factor 3 subunit D
Exons: 9
Coding region: 1-1431 (476 amino acids)
Biological process (GO): translational initiation
Cellular component (GO): cytoplasm; eukaryotic translation initiation factor 3 complex
Molecular function (GO): translation initiation factor activity
Source: RefSeq, a predicted model, not a curated record
AUGUGCGUGUGCGAAGGAGGCGUUGCUGAUGGUGAGGCUGUGCCUGUUUUUCAGCAACGCAACUUGCGUAGCCGUGAGCGGCAGAAGCUGGUGCAACAGCAGCAACUCCAGGUGCUCUCCAAGUCGGCCAAAGGCCGCGAACGGGAGCGCAUGCAGCAGGUGCGCAAGUGGCAGAAGCAGAUGCGGCAGAAGUUUGAUAACAAGGGUGGCCAGGUGCCAGUCAAACAUCGUGAGGCAUCUGUGGCCGUGCGCCCCAGCUGGAAGGUGCUGGAGGAGAUGGACUUCCCACGCCUCUUCAAGCUCUCUCUGCCGGCCGUCGGGGAGGGCCACGACGUAUACCGGUGCGGAGCAGUCGAGUUCUACGACAAGGCCUACAACCUGGUCACGUGCAAGAACGAGCGACCCCUGCAGCGCAUCAACCGCAUCUUCCACAAGGUCACCACCACUGACGACCCCAUCAUCCGGCAGCUGGCCAAGACAGAGGGACAGUCUUACAAGGUGUUUGCCACUGACGCCAUCAUCGCCUGCCUUAUGUGUGCUGGUCGGUCGGUCUACUCCUGGGACAUUGUUGUUCAGCGGGUGAAUGACAAGCUGUUCUUUGACAAGCGUGAUGACUCCGAGUUUGACCUGCUGACAGUGAAUGAGACAGCAUCAGAACCUCCACACGAGGAGGGCAACAGCAUCAAUGCUCCACGCAACUUGGCCCUGGAGGCGACCUUCAUCAACCACAACUUCUCGCAGCAAGUGCUCAAGAUGGGAGAGGAGAAGCACAGCUUUGAGAAUGUCAACCCAUUUAUCCAAGACGAGGAAGAGGGAGAGGUGGCCUCCGUUGCAUACAGGUACCGCAAGUUUGACCUAGGCGACAAUGUGGGCCUGAUAGUGCGCUGUGAGCACGAUGGUGCCAUGGUGGGCCCCAACGGAGAGCUCCAGUUCGUCAGCAUCAAGGCGCUCAAUGAGUGGGACCCUCGCUUCUCGGGUGGCAUUGACUGGCGCCAGAAGCUCGACACGCAGCGGGGUGCUGUGCUUGCCAACGAACUCAAGAACAACUCGUGCAAGCUGGCCAAGUGGACGGUGCAGGCGUUGUUGGCUGGUUCUGAUCAGAUAAAGUUUGGUUAUGUGUCGCGGGUGCACGUGCGUGACUCGUCCAAGCACGCCAUCCUGGGUACACAGCAGUUCAAGCCUAAGGAGUUUGCCGACCAGAUCAACCUGAACAUGGACAACGCGUGGGGCAUCCUGAGAUGCAUCAUUGACUGCUGCAUGCGCCUGCCUGAGGGCAAGUACCUCAUUCUCAAGGACCCAAACAAGCCUGUCAUCCGUCUGUAUGACAUCCCAGACAACACCUUUGAGACGGAGAAUGAGGCUGAGGAUGAGGAGGAUGAAGAAGAGGAGGAGGCAGGAGGCACUGUUGGUGAGGGCGACAAGAAGCCCUGAGCGCUCACCUCUCUGGUCUAUCACUGUGAUGUUGGAUGCAGAGAUUGUAGCAUUAAUAAAAGAGCAUGCUUUCAUGCA